AUGCCUGGGGCUCAGCAGGGAGAACCAGCCAAGCAGAAAUCAGAGCGGGAGGAGCUGUCCUCCGUGUCUCCCUUCAGUCAGCUCCACAACCUGGCCAUGGAAGUCCCCAGAGCCAUCCUGCUUGGCCUCCUUGGGGCUGCGCUCUGUCUAACGGGCACCCAGACAUCGGAGUCCAAUGUGUCCCAAGCCCUGCAAUGCUACAGCUUUCAACACAUCUACUUCGGGCCCUUUGACCUCAGUAGCGUGAAAUUCCCCAACGUGUCCUGUCUCCAUGGAUGCUCUGAGGCAGUCAUGUCCCUGGACACUGGGUACCGCUCCUCGGUGACCCUGGUACAGAAGGGCUGCUGGACAGGCCCGUCCACGGGCCAGAUGCAGUCCAGCGACCACGCGCUGCCGCCCGACUACUCGGUGGUGCGCGGCUGCGCGACCGACUUGUGCAAUGCCGACCUCAUGAACCAUGACGCCAUCCCCAACCUGAGCCCAGCGCCCAAUCCGCCGACGCUCAGCGGCGUCGAGUGCUAUGCCUGCGUGGGGAUCCAUCCGGCGGACUGCAGCCCGGAAAAGUCCAGACGAGUCCAGUGUCACCAGGACCAAAGCGUCUGCUUCCAGGGCAAUGGCCAGAUGACUGUCGGCAAUUUCUCAGUCCCCGUGUACAUCAGAACCUGCCACCGGCCCUCCUGCACCGUCAUGGGCACCACCAGCCCCUGGACCAACAUCGACCUCCAGGGCUCCUGCUGUGAGGGGAACCUCUGCAACCGGGACUCCGUGACCCAGCCCUUCGCCACCAUGUCGGCCAGCGCCCCUCCCCUGGCACCCCAGGUCCCGGCCCUGCUCCUCAUGGUUCCCCUACUGGUUGGCACUCUGGGAGGCGCCCUGCGGCUCUCCUCAUAGGUGCCUCUCCAGC
Messenger RNA from Ceratotherium simum simum (southern white rhinoceros), 904 nucleotides. It is a transcript of the gene LYPD5, whose product is annotated as LY6/PLAUR domain containing 5. Lineage: Eukaryota; Metazoa; Chordata; Mammalia; Perissodactyla; Rhinocerotidae. Gene Ontology annotation, cellular component: plasma membrane. The record is from RefSeq and is a predicted model, not a curated record.